Messenger RNA from Mercenaria mercenaria, 693 nucleotides. RefSeq lists its product as uncharacterized. Gene Ontology annotation, biological process: apoptotic process. The transcript is spliced from 8 exons. The record is from RefSeq and is a predicted model, not a curated record. Bases 98 to 649 code for a protein of 183 amino acids. NCBI's taxonomy places the organism in Eukaryota, Metazoa, Mollusca, Bivalvia, Venerida, Veneridae.
AAAAACAAUAACACCAAAUUAGUCAAGGUAAUGAAUCAGAUCAACUUUGGAUGUGUUUUAGGAAUGGGAAUACCUGAAUAAGAUAAUUUUCGGCACUAUGGCAACCGAAGAACAAAAAAGUUUCAAAGUAACAUUCAACGACCGAAAAGUAUUGAUACGAUUUCUUUCAGCUGAGCAGUUUAUUAAGAAAUGUAGGGAAAAAUUUAAGAUACAGAAUGCUACUGGAGUUAUUUUCCUGGAUAGUGACGGUACUGAAGUAGACGAAGAUUGUUUAAGCAUAUAUUCAGACAAAACAGAGUUCAAAUUAAUCGUACAUGAAGAAAACAUGAUUAUCGCAGAUUCAGAGACUGAAGUUGCCACAAUUGAUGCUGGAACAGCAAACAAGCACUGUACGAACCUGGUCCAGGACUUGAUGGACACCAUCAGUAUCAAAGACGAAAACCUGAAUGCCGCCGAUUCAGAAACUGAGAUUGAAACCAUUGAUGCUGGAAAAGCAGAGAUAAACCAGGAGGACUCAGUUCCGGCCAGAACUGAAAAUGCGGAGUUGACUGAUGUAGGAUCUGACGAAGCCGAGGAGGAUUCAGUUCCGGCGAGAACUGAAAAUGCAGGGUUGACUGAUUUAGGAUCUAAUGAAGCCAGCAAGUAUUAAACUAUAUACUGUAAAAUCAUUUAAUUUCGUGGGCAGAAAAUUUU